AUGUCAACCGCUCAAUCCCCGGUGGCUAUAGACCACUCCUUCGAUACAGAGUCCCAAAAUGAGCAGCCUCGAGAUCUCAACGAAUCCCAAGCCAACAAGGAUAAGGCCGAAGCCCAGAUCGACGCUUACCUAUCCGGCUCAGACAGUCGAGCGACGGACACUGCAGGUAUCCAGCGUCGGACUCUAGAGUGCCAAGCCCUUUUCGAGACAUGUCAGAAAAACUCUCAUCUUUCUGGAGAUGACUGGAUCGACAAGAUGUCAGCUGAGUUCAACUGGUGGUCUCUGGGUAUUGGGGCAGCGAAAGGAGGACAUUCCUCGUUGGAUUAUCGCGUGCAGACCCGGGACGACGUGCGUAAUGUUUUAGUCAAUCUUCUCGACAGUUUAGCCACAUCAUUAGCGAAGUACAUUGAUGCAGCAUCCGAAUCCUGCUCCACCUCCACCCUGACAGUCACUCCGGCACCAGACAACGAUUUGCAGGGGUCAACAGCACAUGGCCCAGAGUCACAACCCUCCGAGGAUGGUUCAAUGAUUGAUGAGCAGAGAUACUAUAUCGAAACGACAAUCCGAUUCCUAUCACAGAUUUCUAUGGCCAUCCGCAAGUCGGGGACCAAAUUUAGACACCAGCGGGUCGAUAAACUUCUCGCCGCUCGGGAACCAGAACUGAAGGAAUUCAGGGACUAUAUGAGAUACUUCCUUUUGAUGAGCCCUCCAAAGGUUCACACCUUGCAUGGAAUCUUGCAUCAGCACUCUCUGACAGACGACCCAACCUGGAAGAUCCUGUGGAUCACUCUCAAGGCCUACUUCACGGAUAUUCAACGCCUGACUCCAGUGCAGAGUCGGCUCAUAAAGGCAAACUUGCGAGACGAAAGGAUACCCGUCCAGCCUCUGGGGACCGAGGGCUCUCAGCGAUCUUCGCAGUCGGCCACCAAGAUCGGCAGUUUCGUCAUGCCUCAGCGCCCUCAAGAACUGAAAGCCAGAUCUAUCAGCACAAAAUUAUCUCAAGGAGUCCUCAAACAGGACUACCCAAAGUGCCCGGGAACUGAGGGUGAAAGCUUCUGGUGCCCGUACUGCGCCCAACUGCUGGAUUCUUCAUAUUCUGAUUCGAAGAAGAACAAACGUUGGCGCGGUCAUGUAGUCGAAGAUUUGAGCCCUUAUGUGUGCGUGUAUGAGGACUGUGACAGCCCUGACGCCAUGUAUGUCACAACGCUUGAAUGGAAGAAGCACAUCCGAGAAAGACACUCUCGAGCCCAGUGGAUUUGCGAUCCUUGCUGGCUAGAAUCCGAGUGUCCUGAAGAAUUCCAGUUCGAUACUGAAGAGGAAUGGCACAAGCAUACUCUGGCAGAACACGAGGAUGAGGUGGAAGAGGACGACUUGCCGGACCUUGCUGAACUCAGCCAGCGUACAGGGGUCCCCCCUAUCGCGUGUCCAUUGUGUUACGAGGACGCGUCUCUUCGAAACCCUGAGACUGACAAACAUUUGGCUGAGCAUCUUCACUCUUUCGCUCUCCAAGCUCUACCGUGGGAGGUGACGGGAUGCGAUGUUGAAACACAAGUCUCUAUGGGAUCAGAUAUCAGGAAGUCCCAUGACUCGGGAGAUAUCGAAGAGUCAACACCCGACAAACAUCAAGAAGCUGACGACGAGAUUGCAGGUUGUCAAACCCUCUUGACGACCAUCAUCAGUCGUUCCCGAGCAGGCAUUUAUGUGAGCAGGGAUAGUCUUUUAGACUUGCUGACAGAGAUGGGAGACUGCCUUGAGGACCUAUCCGCACGUUUGAGCGACUCCAACCCCUCGCUUAGGUUUGAGAUCUCGUCUUGCGUAGCACGCCUGGGAAGUAUUUUACAAAGGAGCCAAGACAAAUCCAUUGAUUUCCUAAAAUCGUCCUCCAUUGACCCCUUUGAGCAAGACCUUGCCGAAGGCUUCAGGUCUCUACAACACUUGGCGGGGCUUUCACUAGUCGACUCUCUGGAAGCAUACAACAUUCAUGGGCCGAGAAUGAUGGGCUACUUGGAAACUUCCGAAGCUGUUGAAACUGCCAGAUCUGACAAAGCCCGAGAUCCUGAGAAUUGGGAUAUAGACAGCAGCGAUGGUGUCCAUGUUGAUGCUCCCUCUGUCAAGCGCAUCAUUCCAUACGAGCGGAACAAGGGAUUCAUUGCUCGACCAGAACUCUCCGAGAAGAUUUUUGGCAUCAUUCCUACUUCAUACCAGUUCCAGAGCGGGGCACUAUGGGGCGUGGGUGGGAGCGGUAAAACUCAACUAGCCCUAGAAUACGCAUAUGCCCGUUGCAAGGACCCCAACUGCUAUGUCUUUUGGGUGCGUGCUGACAAUGCGGCAACGUUCACGGCAGAUUACCGUCUAAUCGCCAAAGAACUUGGGGUUGAACAACACCUCAAAGGUGAUGACCUGCUUGCUGCAGUCUGCAGCAGUAUCGAGGCCCACCAACCAUGGGUACUCAUUCUCGAUGGUGCAGAUGAUUUGCUGCUGUUCAACAGGAAAGAAGAUUCGGAGUACUUUAACAGCCUGUUUGAUUUUGUCCCCAAAGGGCCGAGGGGGGCUGUUCUCUGGACGACCCGCGAUUCGAACGUUUGGUGGUUGAUCCCCAAACCCCUCCGCUGCCUCGAGAUUACUAGUAUGAAACCUGCUGAAGCCAGGAAGCUCUUCGCGUCAACAAGAGGCCAGAUGGCCAGGCACCAAGAGACCGCGGACAUGAGAGUUGAAACACAUCGUUUAUUGGACCAGUUGCAGUAUCGUCCACUCGCCAUUGUACAGGCCGGAUCAUACAUGCGGCAUACCGAUACAUCUAUCCACGACUAUAUGACUCUGCUUGGAGAGAACAGGCAGCGAUCAAGAUUUGUUGUGUCUGCAUGGAGCGUUGGCGUUGUUCUUUUUACUUCAGCCAUCUCGCUUGAUUGGAUCCGCCAGCAGAACAGAGAUGCACAUGAGAUGGUUCAUGCCCUUGCCUACCUAGACAACCGCGACAUAACACUCGCCUUGUUGAGGGAACUCAUCAGGGAUACGGAGGACGCUACCAACAGGGAAGAUUCCCAGAGACUAUCAAGAGCUAUGCAGGAAUUGGCAACAUUGCAUCUCAUCUCACCAGCAGGCAGCGGAUGUCAAGGUUUUGAAAUGCAUCCAAUUGUGCAGGACGCUGUGCGAGACUGUCAUGAUGAUACAAGACCGGCUUCCUGGUCCAUCUUUCUCGCAAGAGCCCUGAGCCUGGCAAUAAGACUUUUCUCCGUGAACCACGCUGUGAGUGUAUGCAAGCGGGCAGAAACAGGGGCAAGAGAAAGUGAAGCUACUGCUCUCCUUCGUCAAGUGUCGAGGCUUCUUGAUGACGAAGAGCGGUGGCUCGAGAAAGAGUCCGUGGAUAAACGAGUCCUGGAGCUCCAAGAGAGGGUGCUUGGUAAAUCGCACCCUGAAACCAUCAGCAGCUCCAUGUCACUUGCGGCAACAUUCUUUCAACAGGGCCGUUCCGACAAGGCCAUGGAGCUAGCCAUCAGAGCCCUGGAGAUGCGACACAACACAUGGGGGGGAAGGAACCCAUACACCAUGAAGAGCAAGGUGGCGAUCGGGAUGAUAUUCCACCAACAGGGACUAUACCAUGAAGCCGAGGCCACCUACUGUGAGGUGUUGAAUCUCCAGACCCAGGGAUCCGGGCUGGAAAUGGAGACCCGGCCUUAUGUUAUUGACUGCCUCGCCUGGACCUACUACGUCCAAGGCCGUUACGAAGAAGCCGAGGCCCACUUGGAUAGUGCAUGGUCCUUGCAUCGGGAAUUUCACGGCGACCAACAUCCAGAUACGCUACAGGCCCUUCACCAGCUUGCCGUUAUUGUCCAUAUGAAUGGCCAUCCUGACAGGGGGCUCGAGUUGAUGCAGACCUGCGUGGAAUCAAGACGCGAGGUUUUGGGGUAUGCUCACCCAUUGACGAAUGUAUCUACAUUGCUUCUUGAAGAGUGGAAGACAGGGGAGAAAAGUUCACAAGCUGUUGAGUAG
Molecule: messenger RNA, 3990 nt
Organism: Fusarium keratoplasticum
Lineage: Eukaryota; Fungi; Ascomycota; Sordariomycetes; Hypocreales; Nectriaceae
Product: NB-ARC domain-containing protein
Exons: 5
Coding region: 1-3990 (1329 amino acids)
Molecular function (GO): protein binding; ATP hydrolysis activity
Source: RefSeq, a predicted model, not a curated record